ACUCAGCGGUUUUCCCUCCCCCAACGGCGCGCCGGCUGUGGCCGGCGCAGAGUAGUGCUCGGGCCGGGGGUCGCCUCCCGCCUCCCGCCUCCCGCCUCCCGCCGCCCGCCGCCCGCGUCGCCCUCGCCGCCGUUGGGCCGCGCCGCGCCGCCAUGUCGGGCCCCGGACCGCGGGAGCCGCCGCCGGAGGCAGGCGCGGCAGGCGGCGAGGCGGCCGUCGAGGGCGCGGGCGGCGGGGACGCGGCGCUGGGCGAGCCGGGGCUGAGCUUCACGACCACCGACCUGAGCCUGGUGGAGAUGACGGAGGUGGAGUACACGCAGCUGCAGCACAUCCUCUGCUCGCACAUGGAGGCGGCGGCUGACGGCGAGCUCGAGACGCGCCUCAACUCGGCGCUGCUGGCGGCGGCGGGCCCGGGCGCAGGCGCGGGCGGCUUCGCGGCGGGCGGUCAGGGGGGCGCGGCGCCCGUGUACCCCGUGCUGUGCCCGUCCGCGCUGGCGGCCGACGCGCCCUGCCUGGGCCACAUCGACUUCCAGGAGCUGCGCAUGAUGCUGCUAAGCGAGGCGGGCGCGGCGGAGAAGACGUCGGGCGGCGGGGACGGAGCGAGGGCCCGGGCCGACGGCGCCGCCAAGGAGGGCGCGGGCGCGGCUGCGGCUGCGGCUGGACCCGACGGCGCGCCCGAGGCCCGGGCCAAGCCGGCCGUGCGCGUCCGCCUGGAGGACCGCUUCAACAGCAUCCCCGCCGAGCCGCCGCCCGCGCCGCGCGGCCCCGAGCCCCCCGAGCCGGGCGGGGCGCUCAACAAUUUGGUAACUCUCAUUCGACAUCCAUCUGAACUAAUGAAUGUUCCUCUUCAGCAACAAAACAAAUGUACAGCAUUAGUGAAAAAUAAAACUGCGGCUACAACUACUGCUUUGCAAUUUACAUACCCACUGUUUACUACAAAUGCUUGCUCUACUAGUGGAAAUUCUAAUCUUUCACAGACACAGAGUUCUAGUAACUCAUGUUCUGUACUUGAAGCUGCCAAGCACCAGGAUAUUGGAUUGCCUAGAGCAUUUUCUUUCUGUUAUCAGCAAGAAAUUGAAUCCACUAAACAGACGUUAGGUAGUAGAAACAAAGUUUUGCCUGAGCAAGUUUGGAUUAAAGUGGGAGAAGCAGCGCUAUGCAAACAAGCACUGAAGAGGAAUCGGAGUAGAAUGCGUCAGUUGGACACAAAUGUAGAGCGAAGAGCCCUUGGAGAGAUUCAGAAUGUGGGCGAAGGUGCCACCGCCACACAAGGCGCUUGGCAGUCCUCGGAGUCCUCACAGGCAAACCUGGGGGAGCAGGCCCAGAGUGGGCCCCAGGGAGGAAGGUCUCAACGUAGGGAGAGGCAUAACCGAAUGGAAAGAGAUAGAAGGCGCAGAAUCCGCAUUUGCUGUGAUGAGUUGAAUCUCUUAGUGCCGUUCUGCAAUGCCGAGACUGACAAGGCCACAACUCUGCAGUGGACCACAGCAUUCCUGAAAUACAUCCAGGAAAGACAUGGAGAUUCUCUUAAAAAGACUGGGUGACUAUACUUCCAUGGACUGGGUGAACAUACUUUUGUGGACUGGUUGACUAUACCUUUGUGGACUCGGUGAAUAUACUUCUGCGGACCGGGUGACCGUGCUUCUGUGGAAUGGGUGAAUAUACUUCUGCGGACCAGGUGACUAUGCUUCUGUCAACCAGGUGAAUAUACUUCUGUGGACCGGGUGACUGUACUUCUGUGGACCGGGUGAAUAUACUUCUGUGGACCGGGUGAAUAUACUUCUGUGGACUGGGUGACUAGGGAGGAGCCGGCGUGUUAGCGCCAGCAUAUGCAGUCCCUCAGGACAGCCAGCCUGCCGUGAUCCUGUCUGUGUGGUCGUGGCAGUGGCCUGCAGCAAGCCAUCGUGGUUGGCUGGAACUAGACGUGUGAUUUGAAUGCAGGAGUUCAGUCAGCCCCUCAGUGGCCUAAAAGGAAGAAGGUGUCAGUCACAGGGCUGGUUCUGGGCCCUGCCUUGGGGGGACCCCAGUUCCAGGGUUCUGGGCCCUGCCUUCAGGGGACCCGAGUUCCAGGGUCCUGGGCCCUGCCUUUGGGGGACCCGAGUUCCAGGUCCCGGCCUCAGCGUUGCAGUGGCCAGGGUCAGUGGCUCUUUGGCCCUCUAGGAGUGAGCAGACCUUAGUGAAAUAGAUCCACAGGGUCCUGACUUUGUACCUGGUCCAAGCUGUUGGGGAAUUGCUGCUGUUGACCCAGGCAGGAGUCUGACUAGAGAACAAACUAAGGUUGCUGCAACAAACAAGGACCUCUUCCAAGAAGGGCUCCCAGGCCUGGCGCAGUGACUCAUGCCUGUGAUCCCAGCACUUGGGAGGCCGAGGCGGGUGGAUCAUUUGAGGCCAGGAGUUCGAGACCAGCUUGGCCAACAUGAUGAGACCCCCGUCUCUAUUAAAAAUACAAAAAUUAGCCAGGCGUGGUGGCGCCUGUAGUCCCAGCUACUCAGGAGGUUGAAGCAGGAGAAUUGUUGAACCCGGGAGGCGGAGGUUGCAAUGAGCCAAGAUAGCACCACUGCACUGCAGCCUGGGUGACAGAGCGAGACUCCAUCUCAAAAGAAGGGCUCCUGUGUCUACGUCAUGGUGGGGCUAGAGAGAGGUCCCCGCAGCUGGGCUGUGUUGAGUGAGGGCUCGUCUCUUCAGCGCCAGGCAAUAGUUUGUCUUGUCUCUGUCCCUUUUCUGUGUCCACAUGACAUUUACAUCUUGCGAGUUGCAUAAUUUAAGUUGUUUAUUUACAUUAUACAUUUAAUUGCAUUCUAUAGCGAUGCUAUGUUGAAUGUAUUCUGAUCGGAUCGUUUAUGGUUAUUUACAAUGCAGUUACUCUUGAAGAUUAUUGUUAGAGGUAGACUGUUGAUUUGUUUUGAUAAAAUAAAGCUUUUGUGUUUUAAAAAA
This is a messenger RNA of Homo sapiens (human), 2931 nucleotides long. It is a transcript of the gene TCFL5, whose product is annotated as transcription factor like 5. The transcript has 6 exons. Lineage: Eukaryota; Metazoa; Chordata; Mammalia; Primates; Hominidae. Gene Ontology annotation, biological process: spermatogenesis; regulation of DNA-templated transcription. Gene Ontology annotation, molecular function: DNA binding; protein dimerization activity; DNA-binding transcription factor activity. Gene Ontology annotation, cellular component: nucleus; male germ cell nucleus. Bases 153 to 1541 code for a protein of 462 amino acids. The record is from RefSeq and is a predicted model, not a curated record.